Messenger RNA from Kazachstania africana CBS 2517, 2796 nucleotides. It is a transcript of the gene ATG9, whose product is annotated as autophagy protein ATG9. The coding region runs from base 1 to 2796 and encodes 931 amino acids. The transcript has a single exon. The record is from RefSeq and is a predicted model, not a curated record. Lineage: Eukaryota; Fungi; Ascomycota; Saccharomycetes; Saccharomycetales; Saccharomycetaceae. Gene Ontology annotation, cellular component: autophagosome; phagophore assembly site. Gene Ontology annotation, biological process: autophagy of mitochondrion; protein localization to phagophore assembly site.
AUGGACAGAAGUGAAGCCUUUUCUAGUUCACACAAUGGGAAGAACACCUUCUUAUCUAGAAUAUUUGGGUUACAAUCCGACGAUGUCUCUGGAUUAAUGCAUGGUGACGAAAUGAACGAAUAUCCCAUCGGCGUUCGAAGUGCUGGUACAGGAAUGACUAAAGUACCUUCAGUUAAUAUUGAGGAUGAACUCGAGAAUGACAGAGAAAGCGGUAGAGAUGGCGAAGGUUUAAGGGUACCUGAAUCUGACCAAGAUAGUACUAGUGACGAUGAUAAUAAGAAUAAUACAAUUGACUAUGAGCUAAACUCUCAAAAUAUAGGGUUGGAUAAUAUAAAUUUACGGGAAUCGAUUGAUUCACUUCCUAAAUUGGGACAGCUAUCUUCCGAUGAAGAACGAGCUUAUGAAGAUGAUGACGCUUCAGAUAAAGAUGCCCUAUUGUUCAGUAAAACUACUACUGGAGAGAGUAAGAGAAAGCAGAAGCAUCCAGUACUUUUACAGAGAAUAUUGGACAACAAGAAGAAGAAAGAACCUAGGAGACUAUUUACGCCAUCUCAAAAUACUGAAAAUAUCAGAUCCAAAAGUGACUCUCAGUCUUUCCUUGAACGUAAGUCUACAGAUCCACAACUACGUGGAAGUUUCCUUUUUAGUGGAAAAGAGCGGGGGAGUAAAUACCCAUUUAAGAGGCCAAAUCUUCUGCGUAACAUUUCAGUUUUGAAUAAUACACCAGCUCAUCGAAUAAAUACACUGAGUCCUAAGGAAAGGGCACUUUGGAAAUGGGCUAACGUAGAAAAUUUGGAUAUUUUCUUGCAGGAUGUUUAUCAAUAUUAUUUGGGUAACGGCUUUAGUAGCAUUUUAUUGAAAAAAGUGUUAAACCUUCUAACGUUUAUCUUUGUUGUGCAUAUUUCAUCAUAUAUGGGUUAUUGCAUAGAUUACUCAAAACUAGCAGAGAGCCAUAGACUAUCUGAUAUUGUUAUUGACAAGUGCUAUUCGAAUAGAAUCACUGGCUUCGUAAGAGUGCUUCUAUGGAUUUUUUAUGUUUUCAUUUUUCUAAAGACAUCUCAGUUAUAUUUCGACUACAAGAAAUUGUCGGAAUUAAGAAACUUCUAUUAUCAUCUUUUGAAUAUAUCUGAUAAUGAAUUACAAACAAUUCCUUGGCAGAAUGUCAUUCAACAAAUAAUGUAUCUAAAAGAUCAGAAUGCAUUAACAGCAAAUGUUGUUGAGGUUAAAGCUAAGAACAGAAUCGAUGCACAUGACGUAGCAAAUAGGAUUAUGAGAAAAGAAAAUUAUUUAAUAGCACUUUACAACAACGACAUUCUGAACCUAUCCUUACCUAUUCCAUUAUUCAGAACAAGUACAUUAACAAAAACCUUAGAGUGGAAUAUUAAUCUUUGCAUUGUCGGAUAUGCCUUUAAUGAAUCUGGUUUCAUCAAGCAAAGCUUUUUAAAACCUCAACAACGUGAACACGUUCGUGAAGAGCUUGAAAAAAGAUUUAUGUUGGCAGGUUUCUUAAAUAUCAUCUUAUCUCCAUUUUUGGUGACGUAUUUUGUUUUACUCUAUUUUUUCAGGUAUUUCAAUGAAUACAAGACGUCCCCAGGAUCAAUUGGUGUUAGACAAUAUACCCCAAUUGCUGAGUGGAAAUUCAGGGAAUAUAAUGAACUUUAUCAUAUAUUUGAAAAGAGAGUUGGAUUAAGCACAGAUAUUGCUAAUAAGUACAUUAAUCAAUUCCCGAAAGAUAAGUUCAAUACUGCUAUGAAGUUUAUUGCAUUUAUAUCAGGUUCUUUUGUUGCAAUUCUGGCUUUAUUAGCAAUAUUUGACCCCGAAAAUUUCCUAAACUUUGAAAUAACACAAGAUAGAACAGUACUUUUCUACAUAACGUUAUUUGGGACUAUAUGGACUGUAAGCCAAAGUUCAGUAGGCACAGAGUAUAACGUUUUUGAUCCUGAAGAAAGUAUUAUGGAAUUAUCGAGCUAUACUCAUUAUCUACCUUCCGAAUGGAAAGGAAAAUAUCAUACUGAAGAGGUCAAAAAUGAGUUUUGCAAACUUUAUAACUUAAAAAUUAUCAUCCUUAUGAAGGAAUUAACUAGCCUGGUUUUGACGCCAUUUAUUCUAUGGUUUUCGUUACCAAAAUCUGCUGGUGAUAUUGUGGAUUUCUUCAGAGACACUUCGAUAUAUAUAGACGGAUUGGGCUAUGUCUGUAAGUAUGCAAUGUUCGACAUUACUCAAGAUAAUACAGAACAAAAAAGGAGCUCAUUAAAUAAGGACAAAUCAUUUGCAGGACCAAUACAGAAUAGACAAAAUUCCAAGGCCACUCUAUCUAAUGAUACUUUGGAAACCGGAUAUGAUGACAAUGACGACGACGAAGAUGAGGACGAAAAUAAUAUGGCUGUGAAUAAAAUGAUACAGUCGUACAUGUAUUUCAUUGAUAAUUACGAAAAUAGUGAAAACAUGGUUGGUAAAUAUCAACUUCCAGCGCGAAGACCAAGCGAAACUACUAAUAUUAAUCCCAUUUUGAGUAACAAGUAUUCUUGGAAAAAACAAUUCCGUCCAGGGCAACGUCCUGAGUUGUAUAGUGUAGCCAAUAAGCCAAGAAGAUCUUCUAAUGAGACCAAACGAAACGAUUUUGGAAGUGAUACAAAUAGAAGGGCAUUUUCUACUGACAAAUACAUUUCAAGUUCAUUUAUCAAUUCAAACUCUUUAGAGGUUGGAAGAGCAAAUGAAGACAGUAUGCAAACCAGUAAAGGUGGCGUUCUAACACUAGUGAAACAAUAUUAUAAACAAUCUGACGUUGGUCGAUAA